AUGUCUUCGACGAGGAUCCCCCUGCUGUUCGGUACCAUGACCAUCGGAGAGCCCGGGAAGAACGGCGUUCGCACCUCUGAUCUGAAGGAGGCCCAAGAGAUUAUCGACGUUUUCUUUGAGCACGGACAUAAGGAGUUGGAUACCGCACGCGUCUACGCGGAGGGCACUACCGAGAGUUACCUUGCCAAGCUUGAUCUCAAGGAUGCUACAAUUGAUACGAAGGUGUACCCCACCCAGCCAGGUGUCCACUCCCCAGCGAAACUGCGUGAGACAUUCCAGAUCUCGCUGAAGACGCUUGCGCCGCUGAAGGUCAGGGUGCUCUAUUUGCACGCACCCGACCGCAGCGUUCCAUUCGAGGAUACUGUCCGCGAGGUCAACGAAUUGUACAAGGAGGGACUCUUCGAGAUAUUUGGGCUGAGCAACUACGCAGCUUGGGAGGUAGUCGCCGAAAUUGUGUCCAUUUGCAAAGCGAACGGCUGGGUACAGCCUAGAAUCUAUCAAGCGAUGUACAACGCCGUCACGCGUGAGAUAGAGGCGGAGCUCGUCCCGUGCUGCCGCAAAUUCGGAUUGCGUCUUGUGAUCUACAAUCCUCUUGCGGGCGGAUUCUUUGCAGGCAAGAUUGCGGCACCCGACGCCGAGGCUCCAGCUGGCGGUCGGUUCGAUCCUGGGAGCAACAUGGGCACCAUGUAUCGCGCUCGGUACCUGAAGAGUGGAUACUUUGACGCACUGGAAUACUUGAAGCCCAUCGCAGAGAAGUAUCAGCUCCGCCUUACCGAGAUCGCGUUGCGUUGGGUCCAGCACCACUCCGUUCUGACCCCGCAGGAUGGGAUCAUCCUCGGUGCUAGCAGCGCUGCUCAGCUUCGGCAGAAUCUGCAGGACAGCGAAAAGGGCCCUCUUCCGGAAGAGGUGGUGAAGGCUCUCGACGAGGCUCGGUUGAUCGUGGGCGCGAGCGCACCCACCUACUGGCGAUGA
Molecule: messenger RNA, 972 nt
Organism: Dichomitus squalens LYAD-421 SS1
Lineage: Eukaryota; Fungi; Basidiomycota; Agaricomycetes; Polyporales; Polyporaceae
Product: Aldo/keto reductase
Exons: 9
Coding region: 1-972 (323 amino acids)
Source: RefSeq, a predicted model, not a curated record